AUGCGAGUACUUGUUGACCAGUUGAUCCUACAUGUGGGAUCCGAGAAUCACAUCUACCGGUAACCGUGCUUGGCGACCAAACAUCAAGAAGUACGGUGUCUCAUGCAUGGUGUUAUUAAACGACGUAUUAUACGCUAGUUGAACCAUUGGCAGGAGAUCCGCUCAGUUGUCACGAUUCAUGGAGCUAUACAUUGCGAGCAUGGAAUGCAUCGUUGAAUGCACACGCUCAGAGACCGAGGUGCCUCGCGGACGAUACGGCGUCGUGCGUGUUUUCUUGUAGCCCAAGAUUUUUUGCAACUGAUAGAUUAUCUUGUUUUCGAAUUCAGUGCCUUGAUCAGGGUGCAGCAUUUCAGGCGGGCCAAAGAUACUGAUAAUCCGAUCAAUGAUUACGCGUGCUUCCGUUUCAGCAGUUUCGUUUGGAACUGGUGCGAGAAUUGCAUAACGCGUCAGGUGGUCCAUCAUGGAAAGCACGUAUUUGCAUCUCACUCCGACUGCUGACAUUGAGAGUGAUUUGUACUCGACUAGGUCGACUGAUACUUUUUCAAACGGCCGCUGUACAGGUGUCGUCUUGUAUGACAUAGUACGAUAUUGAUGUUGCCGUUUCGUUGUCUGGCAGCGGUGCUUUGGCGUCUUAAAUGUAUUGAACAUAUUCGCCGUAUUCUUCGGCUUGUUUCUCGCGCAAUUUCUCACGCUUAACACAUUCAAAUACUUCCGUGGCGCUGACGAAACUUGAAUUGACUGUGAAUAAUUCCAUAUCACUAAGGACUGGUUGCACAUCAUCCAAUUUGUCAGUCGAGACUUGGUAUGGUAUGUUUGGCAUGUGUUGUUGCAGCUUUGAAUCGUCCGGUACAUUUCGGCAAAUCGGUGCAAGGUUUGGCGCAGUUCGUUCUUGUUCAUUAUCGAACACGAAAAGUCGCGAUAACGCAUCCGGCACUACAUGCAACUUUCCCGGUUGUUUAUGUUUUACCGUGAAAUCGAAGGAUGGCAGUGCCAUUGCCCAUCUAGUGAGCAUAUUUGACGUGUCUUGCAUCGUAUAAAGAUAUCGCAAUGCCGCAUGAUCAGCUACGCACGUAAAAUGUCUACCCCAUAAAGAAGGACGCCAGUGUUGAAUUGCUAGAACAACAGCAUAGCAUUCUUUCAUGGUGGCAGAGUAGUGUUGUUGGCUUUUGUUGAAUCGCUGGCUAAAGUAUGCUACGAUAUUCACGUCAUCGCCAUUCUGUUGUACCAGGAAUGCUCCUGCUCCCACUUCAGAUGCGUCUACGUGGAUAACAAACUUUAUAGAAAGUCCGGAAAAUGUAAAACAGGAGCGUUGGUGAGUAAUCGUUCCACUUCUGCAAAUGCUUCAUCAUGUUUCGGACCCUAGCGUUUCGCUACCGACUUCACUGCGUCUUUCUUCGUAAGGUCGACCAUUGGUGCGGUGACGGCGGCUAAGUCUGGGAUGAAUUUCCUGACAUAAUUGACCGUUUCUAGGACUGAUCGCAAACUUUUGAUGUUUGUUGGCGUUGGCAACUCUAGUAUCGAUUUUAUCCGAUCUUCACCUAAACGUAUGCCAUCUGCGGAAAGAAUAUGCCCCAUUUGGCCCAAAUUGCACUGUUGAUUGUUUUAAUGUAAGACCUGCGGCUUGUAGCGCUUGAAAGGUAUUUUCCAAAAGAGAGAUAUGACCCUCCCAUGUAGAUGAACAACAAAUAAAUAAGAUCAUCCAUCUACACGAGAAGACUAGAUUUUGGACCAAAAUGUGCGAAAGUCAAUGCCAUCGUACGUUGAAACAGAAAAGGCGCAUUGGCGAUGCCAAAGGGGAGUCGUUUAAAAGCCCAUUUUCCGUCCCGAGUAACGAAUGCAGUCUUGUCUUGUUCUGCUUCGGCAAUUGGUAUUUGGUGGUAUGCACUUUGUACAUCGCAGACUGUGAUGUAUUUAGCACCUGCUACUGUGUCAGUACGGACAUACGAAGGUACUGGGUAGAGAGAGAUCGGAACGGUUUUUAAUGUGAAGACAACAACUAACUGUGUCCAUAUCACUUGCCAUCUCAAGCAUUGGCCACGAUUUACGAACUAAAUUCUCGUUGAUCGUCGCUCUGUAAUCUACACAGAAUCGGGCGCUGCCGUCAGCUUUUGCUACCAACGGUACUGCUGACCCCCGUGGGCUCGCUCUUUGCUCGAUUGUCCCAGCUUCUUCCAUUUGAUCAACACAUUUGUCAAUUACCUCUUGCAUUCGUGGAUUUGCACGAUAUGGAGCUCUGUUGACUGGUUUUGUUCCUGGUUGCAAUGGAAAAUCAGCCUCUGUGAGAGUACAUUUGCCCAGUUCUUUAGGACCCAGGGAGAAUACUGAACGGUAUUUGGUACACCGUUUAAGUAUUUCUUCACACUGACUGGUCGGGCAAAAAAGUUGUAUCUCUGCGAGCUUUGGCUAAUGCCUUCUUGAGAUCUGUACGGGUUUUUUCCGAUUCUUCAGGAGGAAUCGUUUGAACGCUGCUCAUUAUUGGUGGCAGUACUGUUUUCACUGGAGAAAUAUAGCCGAUAAGUGUAUUUCUCUUCAGGGAUACUGGUCUGUGAGAAGGGUUGGCUAGUUGUACCGUUGCACUUUUGUUGUGCUUAUACCAGUGACAGACUGUGCGUGCUACUAUCACCCUACGGAAUGCAUCUGGUGUAUCCUGCUUCCCAACGUCAUCGGACGUUACGAUGCGUGGUUCAACUACGGCAGCUGUGGUUUCAUCUGGCGCUUGAAGCGAAUGAAUUUCGACAGCUAUUUCAUGUUGUGCAGGUCAUACUGUUUUUCUGGUCGGUCGUGGGAUAGCAUGUUUUGCGGUGGACUGCUGGAAUUUUGGUUGUUUUAAACGACAAUUCUUCCGCUUGCCAAUCAAGAAUACCACCAACUGCGCCCAUUAUGCUAUUGUCGAGUAGCAUAUUAUCAGGUCCCAACGACGGCAGCACUAGAGCUUCAAAAGACUUGCGGGAAAAAUGGGAACGUACCCAAAAAUGAGAAUGGGCGUUUGUUUUUAGAAAGCAUUCCACGCCUUUGCAACUCCCCCCAUAAAAGUUGACAGUGCUGUAUGUAGGUCUUUACAGCAGCUUUCGAAUGAGCUGUUGCUCAAGCUGUAUGUCCUCGGCAUCGCCGACGUAGCCAGCAUCGCGAGAAAUCAGGUCGAAACCAGCACGAAUCGCUUUUUGCGCCCGUGAG
Messenger RNA from Ectocarpus sp. CCAP 1310/34, 3174 nucleotides. The record is from the annotation of a GenBank genome assembly. NCBI's taxonomy places the organism in Eukaryota, Phaeophyceae, Ectocarpales, Ectocarpaceae.